Messenger RNA from Monopterus albus (swamp eel), 882 nucleotides. Its product is annotated as T-box transcription factor TBX2b-like. NCBI's taxonomy places the organism in Eukaryota, Metazoa, Chordata, Actinopteri, Synbranchiformes, Synbranchidae. Gene Ontology annotation, molecular function: RNA polymerase II cis-regulatory region sequence-specific DNA binding; DNA-binding transcription factor activity, RNA polymerase II-specific. The record is from RefSeq and is a predicted model, not a curated record. Gene Ontology annotation, biological process: cell fate specification; positive regulation of DNA-templated transcription; regulation of transcription by RNA polymerase II. Gene Ontology annotation, cellular component: nucleus; chromatin.
AUGACAGAUCCACUUGACACAGCAGCUGCCAUGGCUUACCAUCCUAAAGCUCAUCGAUUAGGUGCUGUGUCCCUGUCGGCCUUCCUUGCUCAGCCUUCGUUUUCCCCUGCGCUCACUUUUCCAGACGUCGCCUCCCUGUCCGAGCCUCUGUCGGAGGAUGCUGUCUCUGAUGCAGAGCUACACGCAGCUCUGAGACGCCAACGUCACCCAACACUGAAGAGCCUGCAGCUAGAUGAAGGGCUGUUUGGUGAGCCAAAAGUCGCACUGGAAUCAAACUGUUUAUGGAAAGAAUUUCACAGAAUGGGAACUGAAAUAGUUGUUACAAAAUCAGGAAGGAGGAUGUUUCCGCCUUUCAAAGUGCGAGUGGAAGGCCUGGAUGAUAGAGCAAAGUAUAUCCUGCUGAUGAACAUUGUGGCUAUUGAUGACUGCUGCUACAAUUUUCACAACUCCCGCUGGAUGGUGGCUGGAAAAGCUGAACCGGAGAUGCCAAAGCGCAUGUACAUCCACCCAGACAGCCUGUCCAAAGGAGAGCAGUGGAUGAGCAAGCCAGUUGCUUUCCACAAACUUAAACUCACCAAUACUAUUUCGGAUAAGCACAGAUAUACUAUUUUGAAUUCAAUGCAUAAAUACCAACCCAGGUUUCAUAUUGUCAGAGCCAACGACGUAUUGAAGCUUCCAUAUUACACCUUCAGGAUAAUUUUUCCAGAGACAGAGCUCAUGGUUGUCACUGUGUAUCAGAAUGACGAGAUCACACAGCUAAAAAUCGACAACAAUCCCUUUGCCAAAGGAUUUAGAGACACUGGAAAUGGGAGACAAGGAAAGAGGAGGUUUUUGCCACCAAAAUACAUCUGGAUAGCAAAGGACAUACUUUUAUAUAUUUAA